This is a messenger RNA of Sphaeramia orbicularis (orbiculate cardinalfish), 3247 nucleotides long. Its product is annotated as cytosolic phospholipase A2 zeta-like. Gene Ontology annotation, molecular function: calcium ion binding; calcium-dependent phospholipid binding. The coding region runs from base 290 to 2716 and encodes 808 amino acids. The record is from RefSeq and is a predicted model, not a curated record. NCBI's taxonomy places the organism in Eukaryota, Metazoa, Chordata, Actinopteri, Kurtiformes, Apogonidae. Gene Ontology annotation, biological process: glycerophospholipid catabolic process. Gene Ontology annotation, cellular component: cytosol. The transcript has 22 exons.
CACUGAGCAACAGAGUUCAACACUGAGCAGCAGAGUUCAACACUGAGCAGCAGAGUUCAACACCGAGAGGCAGAGUUCAACACCGAGAGGCAGAGUUCAACACUGAGAGGCAGAGUUCAACACUGAGCGGCAGAGUUCAACACUGAGAGGCAGAGUUCAACACCGAGCGGCAGAGUUCAACACCGAGAGGCAGAGUUCAACACUGAGAGGCAGAGUUCAACACCGAGCAGCAGAGUUCAACACAAGAACAACACCAGGUGCUUCCACUUCCUGCUGUUACAGGUUCAAGAUGGCGUCUGGAUCCGUCCCACGGACUGAUGAGGACCUUCACCUGCAGAAGGAGUCUGUUUCUUUCUGGACUCUGAACGUCACCGUACUGAGGGCCAAGACCCAGCAGAGCCUGGACUACUGGUCUCAGUCGGACCUGUACGUCCUCCUGUCCCUGCCCACAGCCAAGGCCACACCCUUCCGCACCAGGACCGUGUCCGGCAACAACAACCCAGAAUGGAACCAGACCUUCACCUACAGGGUCCCAGUCCAGACCAAGAACGUUCUGGAAAUCCAACUGUAUGAUGAAGACCCUCUGUCCCCUGACGACCUGCUGUCCACGGUCCUGUUGGACCUGAGCACCCUGAGAGCCGGGACCAAGGAGACCAAGAGGUUCAACCUAGACCCACAGACUACAGAUGAACUUGUGAUGGAAUUUGAGCUGCUUGAGAGUACAGACACAAGUCAUGAAUACCUGACCAAUGGCAUCCUGAUGGCUGCCCCGCUCACUGUUCUGGAUGUGGGCGUUGACAAACUACUCCAAAACUACACUGAUGUUGAGGACAAGGUCCUGAAGGUAGCUGGAGCCUAUGAGGACACAAAGACCCUGGAGUUAAAUGAGGAAGGACCCCAGAAAGUGCGUUUCUACGUCAACAGAGACUUGGAGACUGUACUGGGAGUGGCACCUGGUGCUGAUGACCAGUCUCCUUCUUCUUCUUCUGCUGAAUUGGAAACAUUUGCUGAUCUUCAGCCUCUUCCUGCCAACUACACUGGGAAGGUGUCACUGACUGUGGACCAGGGUGUGGUGGACGUAGACCUAGAAACUACAGAACAAGUCAAAGCAGAGCCCAGGGUUCGGAUGGAGUUUGACAUUCCACCGCAGGAGAAGGAGUUCCUGAAGAAGAGGAAGAGUGUGGUGGAAGAAGCCCUGCGCAAACUCCUGGGAUUUAGCCAGGAACUGACGCAGGACCAGGUUCCGUCGAUAGCGGUGGUGGGUUCAGGAGGCGGAGCCAGAGCCAUGACGGGUCUGCUGGGGGGUCUGAAGGCUCUGAAGGACAUGGGGGUCCUGGACACUGUGUCCUACAUCACAGGGGUUUCAGGAUCCACGUGGGCUAUGUCCGCUCUGUAUCAGGACCACAGCUGGUCACAGCAGGACAUGGACGGAUUCAUCAACGCCCAAAAAGAACAGAUGAAAAAGGGAAGUCUGAGCGCCUUCUCAUCUGAGAAAAUGAACUAUUACCACAAAGAAAUGGAACAGAAGGAGACAGACGGACACCUGGUGUCCUUCAGCGACAUGGCAGGACUGGUGUUUGAACACCUGAUCUUUGGGAAGAAGGUUUCCAGUACUCUGUCGGAGCAGCAGAAGGCGCUCAGUGAAGGACUCAACCCUUUUCCCAUCUACACUGCAGUCAACAUGAAGGAGGACCUGCAGGGCACCGAGUCCACCGCUGAGUGGUGUGAGUUCACUCCCUUCGAGGUCGGACUCCAUAAAUACGGCGCCUUCGUUCCGACUGAACUUUUCGGCAGUCACUACUUCCUGGGUCGUCUGGUGAAGAAGCUUCCGGAGCUCCGCCUUCCUUAUCUGAUCGGCAUCUGGAGCAGCGCCUUCGCCGUCAAUCUGACUGAGCUGUGGAAGACGGUGACGGGGGUGGAGCCAACAUGGACGCCACGGGGAUCUGAGAUCGACAGCAUCGAGUCAGACACCACCCCUUCCACCUUGGACACGUUCGUCUUUAAUCCCGUCACCAAAAUUGCUGGAGUAUUGAACAACUUCUUCAGCAAACGUGCAGGCGUCGCAGAAAUGUUCAACUACAUGCGUGGUCUGUUCCUGCACAAGAACUACAACAAACACAGCAACUUUGUAGCAUGGAGAGACACUCACCCUGAUGCCUUCCCGAACCAGCUGACCCCCAGUGACCACACCCUCCACCUGGUGGACUCUGGACACUCCAUCAACAUCAGCUGUGCUCCAGUUCUGAGGCCUGGCAGACACGUGGACGUCAUCAUAGUCCUCAGCUACUCCUGGGACCCAGACCACGCCCUCGAUGUCAUUCGACUCACUGCGGAGUACUGCUCAGAACAUCACAUCCCCUUCCCCAACGCUGACUAUUCCAGUCUGGAACAGGAGCCUGAGCAGGAGGUCUACGUCUUUGAGGACCCACAGAACCCCGCAGCCCCCCUGGUCAUCCACUUCCCACUGGUCAACGUCACCUUUAAAGACUUCAAACGGCCUGGUGUGAAGCGUGAAACUGCAGAGGAGCUGAAAGCUGGAGCAGUGGACGUGAAAAGUGAAGAUUCUCCGUACACAACAAAGAACUUCACCUACUCUGAGCAGGACUUCCAGAACCUGGUGGACUUGGCCUACUACAACGUCAUCAACAACACAGAGAGCGUGUGCAGCGUCAUCAGAAAGGCCCUGCACACCAAGACCCACCGCCAUGACGCCUAGACCCACCGCCAUGACGCCAAGACCCACCGCCAUGACGCCUAGACCCACCGCCAUGACGCCAAGACCCACCGCCAUGACGCCUAGACCCACCGCCAUGACGCCUAGACCCACCGCCAUGACGCCAAGACCCACCGCCAUGACGCCUAGACCCACCGCCAUGACGCCAAGACCCACCGCCAUGACGCCUAGACCCACCGCCAUGACGCCUAGACCCACCGCCAUGACGCCAAGACCCACCGCCAUGACACCAAGACCCACCGCCAUGACGCCAAGACCCACCGCCAUGACGUCUGGACCCACCGCCAUGACGCCAAGACCCACCGCCAUGACGCCUAGACCCACCGCCAUGACGCCAAGACCCACCGCCAUGACGCCAAGACCCACCGCCAUGACGCCAAGACCCACCGCCAUAACGCCUGGACCCACCGCCAUGACACCAGCCAGUAGAUCUGUUGAGCCACUUCUGAAAACACCCUUUUAUAGACAGGCCUUUCUGUGACAUCUGUCCCAUUUUAAUUGGAAUUUUUAAAA